Phytophthora nicotianae INRA-310 is the source of this 1741-nucleotide messenger RNA. RefSeq lists its product as hypothetical. The transcript has a single exon. Bases 1 to 1734 code for a protein of 577 amino acids. The record is from RefSeq and is a predicted model, not a curated record. NCBI's taxonomy places the organism in Eukaryota, Oomycota, Peronosporomycetes, Peronosporales, Peronosporaceae.
AUGGCUCAUUCACCAAUUUUCCACGGGACUGCAAUGGAGUCCAGAAGACACAGUUUUGGCUACGUCCAUGCAGUUUGGCAACGACCUCGAGCUCUCUAUCUUCUCGGUGGAGGGUGGAUCUUGUUCGUGUGCUGGUUUGUGACAUCACUUGUUGGGUUGGACAAGCACAUUGCCCACAAUCGACCAUUUCUCAUCCGUAGUCAGGAUGUUGUUGAUACGUACUCGCAACAAGUUUUACUCAAGCUCCCAGCAGCGGAACCUGUACCGGUUUUCCAAGAUUUCACAGUUGAGGUGAAGCCGAGUCGAGAGGUUUUGCCGAUGAGCGAGGAGUUCUACACGAGCAACUUUAGUGAGACUGAUACGUCCACUACCAUCAUCUUCAACGUGUUCAAGGGCAGACCCAAGGCGUUAGCAGUGCAAUUAUUGAAGGCAUUAACGCAAAAGAACGUGUCACCGCCUGAAGUCUGGGUCAUGUGCUUUAACUCGCCCAUGGAGAAGAAAUACCGACACGUGGUUGAAGCCGUCAAACGCAAAUAUCCUGAUCUGGCUCACAAUGUCAAGUUUACAGUGUCCGAUUUCAACUACAAAUUCCACGGACGCUUCCUGCUGGCAUACAUGGCUACGACCAAGUACGUGCUGAUUGUCGACGAUGACAAGGCGAUCGAUGGAGACACUGUGAAAGACUAUCUCAAGUACAUGAAGAUCCAGAAAGGAGUGUGGGGUAAUAACGGACACCGUCGAGCAGCGACGUUCGAGGGUUACAAGAGCUGGCCUCGAAAUUUCUCGGGCGAGUCGUGGGCUGAGCAGGAUUAUCUCAGUGGAAUGUGGUUCCUGGAGCAAUCCUGGCUGGAAUAUUUCAUGAAGGAGCGUGUGCCAUCCUGGGCUACAUCGGAGGAUAUGCACCUUUCACAUGUCAUGCGCAAGUACCUUAACUUGAACACGUACGCGGGUCGAGUAGCGCUCGGGAAGACGCUUCCACGUAAACCCAAGGAGGUUCAGGCAACACAAGGAUCAGCACUGGAUCUUCGGGAAUAUAUCUUCGACCACGAGUUGGGACGUGGCAACAAAGUCGUUAGUGUCGAUCCCCCGAUCCAGACACUUGUGUACGCUGAAACUGUGGGUGAUAUCGAGGACUAUUUGGCGAAACUAGACGCGUGUCCAUCGAGUAAUAACAGCGUCCCGGUACAUGUCGGAGAUGCCAAUCGAACACAAGUUUCAGGGCCGUGGUGUGAGGGUGGAAAGACGGCUGCUGUGUUCCGCGGAGCUAAGGAACAAGAUGUCAACGGCCUCAUCGCAGCGGCUGAAAAGCUUUGUUCAAAGACCAAAUGUGAGUAUUUCAGCGUCAAGCCGCACAUUCGACAUGGUAUCCGAUACUUUAACAUGCGUGAAGGCUAUGGCCAAACCGUGGAGAUCCCGUUCCAGACAGGAGCGUCGGAUGUGCUGUUGUCACUGGUGGGAGUUCUGAACAAUGUGUUGCCCGAGACGUUGUUUGUGCCAGACGUGGAGUCGAUGUCGUGGCCGGAGACGGACGCUUCGAAGCGCAACCGGCUGCAGAUCUACCACCGCACGGUGCUUUUGGCUGUGGAUAUUCACCGGAACUCGAAGACGAACGGCAAGGUGAUAGAUGGUGAGGUGAAAGACGAGUGGCUUAUUACCGACGACUUCCCAACUGAGAUGGAGACUUUGAUAUGGCAGCGAGCCUCGACACAGGAUCCUGUUACUUACCCGUCAUAGCUUUGGA